This is a messenger RNA of Exophiala oligosperma, 183 nucleotides long. RefSeq lists its product as uncharacterized. The coding region runs from base 1 to 183 and encodes 60 amino acids. The transcript has a single exon. Lineage: Eukaryota; Fungi; Ascomycota; Eurotiomycetes; Chaetothyriales; Herpotrichiellaceae. The record is from RefSeq and is a predicted model, not a curated record.
AUGAAAGAGUGGAAUGCACCGUACAACCAAUUGGGUCCUCUUGCCAUCCCUGGUUAUGGAGGUAGCGGCCUUUACGAUAAGUGCAAUGGGCCUCAUGGACAGAAGCUCCAGAACCUCGACGUCAUCAAGUGUCAGCAGACCGCCAACAAGCCAACGAUAUGCCGCGAAUUUGAUAAAGUCUAG